This is a messenger RNA of Pristis pectinata (smalltooth sawfish), 3807 nucleotides long. RefSeq names its product zinc finger protein 64 homolog (mouse) (gene zfp64). Bases 279 to 2663 code for a protein of 794 amino acids. Lineage: Eukaryota; Metazoa; Chordata; Chondrichthyes; Rhinopristiformes; Pristidae. The record is from RefSeq and is a predicted model, not a curated record. The transcript has 6 exons.
GCUGUGCAGACAGGGUAACCAGUGGGAGGACAUAACUAGCACAUAGUUUCCCAAGGAUGAAUCAAAUGGCCCAGGUCUGCCCAUUGACUUCGGGUCGAGUCUUCAAGUCCACACCGGGCGGAAGUGCUGCGCACCCGCUUCCGCCGUGCUGAGUUGAGGGCCCGAGCUGCUCUUCAGCCUCUCAUCUGUUUGUUUGUCAAUAAUAUAGAGGGCAGGGAAAGGAGCCAGCCUGCAGGUCCUCGGUCUUGUUUGCCACCCUUGGACUCCGCGGCUGAGCCAUGAACGCGGGCGGGCAGAGCGACAACUUCGGCCCGGUGCCGUUUUCUCCAGGAGCCACAGUAUUAGUAGAGGUGAGUGCUGAUAUCCACAUCUGUGGCAUCUGCAAGCAACAAUACAACACAUUAGAUACGUUUGUGGCCCACAAGCAAAAUGGCUGCCAUCUGGGUACAGCUGCAGGCCCGAGUUCUGUUCAGUUUGUGGCAGAGGCAGCAACACCUGCUACCCAGACUCAGACAGCUACAAGUACCAUUACUGCACAGACGCAAACCAUCUCAGUUUCCAACCGUUUAUCAGAGUUUGGCUUUGAACAAGGUUAUCAGACUUAUCUACCAAGUACCAGCAGUGCAGGUCCAGUUGCCAAUCUAUCCCGAGGACUCACCAGACUAACUGCAAAAAAAUCAAAAUCAAAUUCAACGUCACAGAAGAAGUUAACGUGCUGUUACCCAGGUUGUGCGUUUAAAACAUCGCAUGGAAAUAAAGAUUUAGAUCGACAUUUAAGAACUCACACGGGUGAAAAACCAUUCAAAUGUGAUCUUUGCAACAAGAGAUUCAGUCGCCUGGAUAAGCUGAAGAUGCACAAUCGUUCACACACUGGAGAGAAGCCACACAAGUGCCAGCACUGUAACUACGCUGCUGCUGAUAGCAGCAGCCUGAAAAAGCACCUCAGGAUCCAUUCUGAUGAGCGUCCAUUUAAAUGCCAGAUAUGCCCAUAUGCCAGCCAUAGCUCCAGCCAGCUCAUUAUUCAUCUUCGCUCUCACACUGGUGAUGCUCCUUUCCAAUGCCAGUUGUGUGAUGCUAAAUUUAAAAUCAAUUCAGACCUAAAGAGACAUAUGCGCAUCCAUUCUGGUGAAAAACCAUACCAGUGUGACUAUUGUGAUUAUCGCUGUGCCAUGAAGGGUAAUCUCCGAUCUCAUGUCCGUGUGAAGCACAGCAUGGAGAACGCUUUCAAGUGCCCACAGUGUGACUUCCAAUGUGGCAAUAAAUCCACUCUUCGGCAGCACAUAAGGUCUCACCAGCCAGAUAAGCCGAUAAAGUGCUUGCAAUGCAGCUACUCCUGUUCCAGUAAAGGAUCACUGAAGGUACAUGAAAGAAUUCAUUCCGAAGAUCGACCUUUCAGGUGCAAAUUUUGCUGUUUUGAUUCAAAGCAACGGAGUAAUCUGCUUAUGCACGUGAAAAAACAUCAUGUAGGUAAGGACAAGAUGGGUGCAGGGAAAAAGGAUAUUGAUGGUCAAAAGCAAAACAGUUCAAGGUUAGUGGUAAAACUAGAUGCCAAAAAGCCUUUCAGAUGUGACCUGUGUGAAGCAAGUUUUGUCAGAGAAGAUUCACUCCGCAGCCAUAAGAAUCAACAUCGUGAUUUAUCCCACAGCAGUGAAAGCAGUGAACUAGGAGUUCUACAACUGCAGAUGCAUCAUGAUAACCAAAGCACUUCUCCUUCAAUGUCUAGUGAUCUUCAAUCAAGAUCAGUCACAUCCUUUAGCAAAGGAGAGGUGAAUAUUAUCGUAAGCCACCAGCUAAAUCCAACUAACCCCAUUGUUCAAGCAGCUGUAAAUGAACAUCAUACAUUAAGAGAUUCCAUGGUGUCUGAAUCCAGUGAAGACAGGGAUGAUGUUACCUCCAGCAACCAGCUACAACUGUUACAACAGGUCAGCUUGAUUGCUCCAGCCCAACAGACAAUAUCCCAGAAUGAAGUUGAAACUAACUCAUCUUUAGAACAGGAAGGCCCUUUACUUAGCCCAAUUGAUUCAAGUGCUACAGACAGCCUCCAUCAGGCUCUAAUGCAGACUACAUCAGUUGCUAGCGAGGGAUCUUCAAACAACCAGUCAUUUAUCACUGGGUCUGCAAUCAACUGCUCAGAUCUGGACGGCCUCAAUGCCCUCAUUCAAGAGGAAAGCAGAGAAGUCACUGUAGUUAGUGAUUCUAACCAGACUGUUGCAACUGCCCCCUCAUCCUCAGCAUCACCCAUCUUUUCUUCCUCAUCGCCUCAGAUGCAGGGAUCUAAACAAACUUAUUCUAUUGUUCCAGCAGGAGCUCCAUCCAGUGUUACUUGCUCAGUAUUACAAAUCCCAUCACAUAACUCUUCAGCUGCAGGAUUUCCCUCCCAAACCGAGGAAACAAACAGUCUUUUGGUAUCCAGUAUUGGGAUCAGCACUUCAGGAGUGAUUAUACAGAGUCUUCCAAUGGUUGUUUCCACAGCACAACAACAGCCAUCUGAUGAUCAGCUGUCCGAAAGGGCUUUCUAUUCCAGUGAGUCCAGUGCUCCAUCAGCCUUAGUGCUGCAGGACACCUCGCAGCUUUCUGAUAGGCAACCGAUGCAUCUUACCUCUGGUGCAAAUAGCACACAACCUACCUGUUCUGUAACUGAAACCCAAGGAUGGACAAUGUAGUAUGGGUAUGUUGCUGGUAAGGAGCCCUGGUGUAAUUGACUGAAAUGCAGUGAUGAAGUAGAAUCCAGUGUUGUUUGCUGUGUUCUGUAGGCAGCUCUAGUCCUGCAAGUAUGAUUGUUUUGCACAUUCGGCUUUGAGGUGGGACCAUCGCUCAGAAAAACUAUUUCAAUAAUUGUCAUCUGAGAUCCUGAACUCACCUUGCAGCCUCUGUAAACUUAGCAGAGGUCAGAUUCAAAUCUUGACCUUAGUUGAUAAUUCAGAAUAUUAAUUACUUUGUUCUUGGGUGAGUACAAUACUUAGAGCGUCAUUGCAACUGUACACUCCAAAAUAGGAGGGGAAGCAAAAUCGUCAGUGAAUCAUAUUCUAUCUAAUGUAGAAUAUCGAUUAGUUUGUCUGAUCAAACAGUUUAUUGUUAAACUGUAUUGAUUGAUGAAGGGUAAGUGGGGGUGGUGAGCAAGAGUAGGGGUUUGGGAGCCUUUCCAGCUUUGGUCCUUGUGGAGUUAGUUGGCAUUAACUAAAUCAGCAUCAGAAGUGGUGCCACAAGAACUGGGGGGUUGGGAAGAAUUCAAAAUUAAAUCGUUAUCUUCUGCGGAUAUGUGUUUAUCGUGAGCUAUACAUUCAUAAUGUUUUGACUGCCUAGGUUCACAGAGUAGGGACCUUCAUGAGCAAAAAUAUUCGAGGAAAAGCAAUGGGUUUUUAUCAGGUCAUAUGAAGUGGCAUCAAAUGAUUGUACUCAAGUAGGCAAUGUAAACUGCACCACCUGGAGGGAGGUAAAAUUGAAGCAGAAAGGGAUAAAGUGUGCAAAACUAACGGCGGUUGUUCCUCAGGCAGGAAACGAUUCACUCAUGAUUUUGCUUCUCCUAUUUCUUCCAUCUAGUGUCUAAUUGAAUCUAAUAAUUUAGUUGAACACAAUCAUUCUAUAGUGGAUUUAAUUUUAGUCUGAAGUUAAUUAAACCAGUAAAUUACAGCAACCAAGGAUCUGACCAUCUUUGAGACAGGAUCAAUUUUAAUGAAUCGUAAGCUGGAAUCAGAUAAAGUGCAGAAAGCAUGUACAAAUAAUAUUAUACUUUAAUUGAGACAGAGCUUGUAUAUUUUGAAUUGUUACUAUUCCAAACAAAACCAGAUAAUAAAAGUUUACCAGUAC